AUGUUGGCCCUCGGAGAUACCAUUUUACGUGCUUUCAACUUUGUCUUCCUUGUCAUUGCCCUUGGUCUUGCAGGUUCUCUUGCUGCCACCACUGUCUACCAAUCCAACCCCCAAGUAAACUUUGCCGUAUUUGCUGCUGCCUUUGGUAUCUUAACAUCUACUUUCUAUGGUAUCUUGGCUUAUUUGUUUGCUGCCUUUGCUUGGCCCGUGAUUCUUUUCACUUUUGAUUUUUUGAACUUUGUCUUCACUUUUGCUGCUGCCACUGCCAUCGCCGCAAACAUCCAUGUUCACUCUUGUUCAAACCAAGCUUACAUUGAAAGUAACAACAUUGCUCAAUUUUCUAGUGGAAGAUGUAGAAAGGCUCAAGCCUCCGUUGCCUUUUUAUACUUUUCGGCCUUUAUUUUUGUUGCUUCCUCCAUCUUUAGUUUCAUUAGUUUGUUGAACGGUGGAUUGUUUGGUUCUACCUCCAGAUCCACUCCAAGAGUCGGUGUUCCAACCAUGUCUCAAGUCUAA
Lizanozyma spartinae is the source of this 513-nucleotide messenger RNA. It is a transcript of the gene NCE102, whose product is annotated as Nce102p. The transcript has a single exon. Gene Ontology annotation, biological process: protein localization to plasma membrane; eisosome assembly. The record is from RefSeq and is a predicted model, not a curated record. Gene Ontology annotation, cellular component: plasma membrane; eisosome. NCBI's taxonomy places the organism in Eukaryota, Fungi, Ascomycota, Pichiomycetes, Serinales, Debaryomycetaceae. The coding region runs from base 1 to 513 and encodes 170 amino acids.